Molecule: messenger RNA, 1419 nt
Organism: Salvelinus namaycush (lake trout)
Lineage: Eukaryota; Metazoa; Chordata; Actinopteri; Salmoniformes; Salmonidae
Product: immunoglobulin domain-containing protein
Exons: 6
Coding region: 60-1091 (343 amino acids)
Biological process (GO): positive regulation of type II interferon production; positive regulation of Fc receptor mediated stimulatory signaling pathway; positive regulation of immunoglobulin mediated immune response
Cellular component (GO): external side of plasma membrane
Source: RefSeq, a predicted model, not a curated record
GUGGGAUUUCUGUAUCUCACAAAUGGGAUGGAGAUCACCUAUCUAUCACCUGUCGUCUCAUGGGGGACAAAGACACUGUUUCUCAGAUCAACUGGGAGAUGACCAGCAGUUCGAACCACACCACCACCAGAUUGAAACUGGGCAUCUUCCAUCCCGUGUUCGGUACCUACGUGUUCCCGAAGUACAACGAUACUGUGGAGAUCCAGGGUAACGCCUCCAGCGGCAAUUACACGCUCAGGCUGAGAGGUAGCACUGUGUUGGAGGAGAGUCAGUUCUGCUGUAAAUUCAUGACCUUUCCCUCUGGAGCGCUGGAGCAGUGUACAAAUACCAGGAUUAAUGAAAGCACAGAGGAGGCCCAGGAGUCAGAAGGCCCACAGGGUUUACUAGAGGAGAGACAAGUGGAGCAGUGGGCUCUGCUAGUAGUGGGAUCUACCAUCUGUCUCCUCAGUAUCGCCAUCUCUCUCUACUACUGCUUGAAGUAUUGCUGCAGACACUGCUGCCGCAGGAGGCGAGUGUUCGAGGUGGAGACUUAUCUGACAGAUCAGCACACAGACUCGGAGGGGGUCACAGAGGAGCCACCCCAUCAACCCACCCUUCCCUCACCCCCUCACCACCAGCUCCAGGGUUUUGACCCCUCUAAGCUGUACACUAAGAUCAAGCAGGACCUGCUGUAUGGACGGCUGUGGAAGGCCUACCAGGGGACGGCUAAGGCCUGGGGCCCCACAACACAGCAGGGACCACAGCAGCAAGGGCCACAACAAGCGUCAGAACUAGGGCCACAAAAGGUCUAUUUUCUUCUGGGGGAUCAUCGGGCGUCACAGAGAGAGGAACCAGAAGAACCGGAACUAGAACCUAAUCUAGAACAAGAACAAGACCCUCAACCAACCCUUGAAGGAACCGUGGAACCACAGACUGAGCCUGAACCUAUCCAUCCAUUAGCCCUGGAACCUGGAACACAGAUGGAGGUUCAAGAACCAGAAUGUCAUUUAGAACUAGAACCCAAUUUCCCAUCAACCCUCCCUGCACAGAGGGAGGAACUGGAACCAGACAUGGGAGCAGAGAAGGAGGAAACUGAAGAAACCAGAGACUAACCCUUCAGCGAGGAGGUUCAUGAAGGGAGGGUGUGUUGUGUUGUUGUGUGUGUCUGUGCGUCUGUGUGUGUGUGCGGACCGUGCGUGUGUACGUGUGUGUUGGGAGGAAUAAUGUACUGUUGACAUUGGGUGAAUAACCCUGACCUCCUAAGGUUAGCUGUCAUUCAAUACGAUUAAUACUUAUUGCCCCAGUGGGACAUUUAGAGUGAAAAUUAAACUCACAGGUAAUCGCCAUGGUUUUUUGUUUACUGUGAACAAUGUACAUGUGGUUAGACGUCUCAGCCAUCACUCAGACGUUUCUCUCACACUCACUCUCACACACACACAC